This is a messenger RNA of Bactrocera neohumeralis, 537 nucleotides long. RefSeq names its product RNA-binding protein rnp-4-like. NCBI's taxonomy places the organism in Eukaryota, Metazoa, Arthropoda, Insecta, Diptera, Tephritidae. The record is from RefSeq and is a predicted model, not a curated record. Gene Ontology annotation, molecular function: RNA binding. The annotation marks the transcript as partial. The transcript has a single exon.
AUGUCGGCCGAAGAAGCUGCCGUGACGAACGGGAACGAGGAGGGACAAGCGGCCGUUGGCUCGGGCGACGCCGCGGCAAGCGGGGUGUCGGGGCUGCAUCAGCUCCGCCGCAUCCGUCGCGCGCGCACGCAGUACGAGAAACUGCAGCGCCCUGCAGACAUCGCACCAGGCAGCCCCAUUCCAAGCAUUGAGGGAUGGGUGGUGUUCUUGACGAACCUGCCGCCGGACACCACGGCCGAGGAUGUGCAGGACCUUUUUGUUGGCUUCAAGGAGGGCGAGCCGGCCUACUUUGGCAACGUGCGCGAGGUCAAAAUCCCGCUCGACCGCUACUGCCAGUGCCCGGGGCACGUGCUGGUCGAGCUCGACUCCCGCGAAGGCUUUGAGCGCGCCUGCGCCGAACUGCCCGGCUACCCGAUCCCGUUUUACGUCACGGAGGGCGCUUCACCGCGUCCUCUUGGCGUCGCGCCCGCUUUUCUCGCGGAGGAGGACGAGGCCCCGAGGAGGACGCCGAAGCCGCGGCCGGCGAAAAGCGGGCCC